AUGUCACUCGUUUGUGCGUGCCCUAUUCUCGAAUGCGUCUACUGUUUAGGUUGUGCUCGUUGGGCAUGGAAGAAAUGUCUAUACACCGCCGGUCGAGAAAGCGAGAACUGGGGUUUCGCGACUUCAACUGAAUUCGAACCUGUCCCACGCAUUUGUAGAUAUAUUUUAGGCGUUUACGAGUUCGACAUCCGUAACCCACUCUGGGCUCCGCCAGGAGGAUAUGGAAUUAAUCCCGAUUCCGUGGUUUUGAAGAAAAAUUACGACGAAAAUCAAGGGAAGGUGUCGCCUUAUAUGAUUUACAUCGAUAAAGACAAUCAAGAUAUACUUUUGCUAAUUAGCGGUUUAAAUAUGGCAAAAGAAAGUGAUUUUUUACUCUUACUUGAUGAUAAAUUGGGACAGACGAAGUUUGAUGGAGGGUAUGUUCAUAAUGGGUUAUUGAAAGCUGCUCAAUGGGUGUUUGACACGGAAUGUGAUGUUUUGAAAGAAUUGGUUGAAAAAUAUGAGGAUUAUACUUUGACUUUUGCUGGACAUUCCUUAGGGGCAGGGGUUGUUACUUUGUUGACUAUGCUGGUGGUGAAGAACAGAGACAAAAUUGGAAAUAUUGACCGAAAAAGGAUCAGAUGUUUUGCAAUUGCUCCUGCUAGAUGUGUGUCGCUGAAUUUGGCUGUCAGAUAUGCUGAUGUCAUUAAUUCUGUUGUUCUUCAGGAUGAUUUCAUGCCUAGAACAAGUGUAGCAUUGGAAGUACUCUUCAAGUUCCUAUUUUGUUUCCCAUGCAUAUUGUGUGCAACUUGUUUAAAGGAAACAUGCACACUGCAAGAGCACAUGCUUCAAGAUCCAAGACGUUUAUAUGCACCUGGUCGCCUUUAUCAUGUUCUUGUCAGGAAACCAUUCGGGGUUGGGAGAAUUUCACCUACUGUGAAAACAGCUGUGCCAGUGGACGGGAGAUUUGAGCACAUGGUUAUCUCAUGCCAUAUAAUUAGCGAUCAUUCCAUUGCUUUAAUGGAGCGCGAGUUUCAAAGUGCACUUGAUACAUUGAAGGAGAAAGAUCAUGUGAUGGAUAUCCCGACACAACAAAGGAUGGAAAGGAGUACGUCUUUAGCCAUGGACCACAGUGAGGAACACAAGGCGGCACUAGCGAGAGCGGUUGCACUAGACAUUCCGGAAGCUUACUUGCCUAGUGAAUAUGGAACCUUCCGGAAGGCUCAAAGCAUGAAUGACUCAGCCCAUGGGUCCUCAAAGAGAGAAAGCUGGGAUGAGUUAGCUGCUCGGAUUCUUGACACAGAUGAAAAAGGUGAAACUGUGCUGAAGAGUGAUUGGUAUUGAAGAUUUUAGAGGGAUAUGUAUGUAUUUUGAAUUUUCAGAAUCACCAUUCUUUUGUAAGAUUCAUGUACUUGUAUAGCUUGUCGAGUUAUUAUUAUAGCUUGCUCAAUUUGUUAUUUCUUAAAUCAUAAAUGGUUGGGUGGGUGAAAGCCUGAAAGGGGUGGGUCUAAGACCUAUUUACGAAACCAAUGGUAUGGUAACCUG
Molecule: messenger RNA, 1524 nt
Organism: Lactuca saligna
Lineage: Eukaryota; Viridiplantae; Streptophyta; Magnoliopsida; Asterales; Asteraceae
Source: the annotation of a GenBank genome assembly